Molecule: messenger RNA, 1272 nt
Organism: Lycium barbarum (goji berry)
Lineage: Eukaryota; Viridiplantae; Streptophyta; Magnoliopsida; Solanales; Solanaceae
Exons: 5
Coding region: 1-1272 (423 amino acids)
Molecular function (GO): zinc ion binding; nucleic acid binding
Source: RefSeq, a predicted model, not a curated record
AUGGUGAAUUACACAAUUACGAACAGGUUCAACUAUCGGACAGAAAGGAGCAAUGCAAUAAGCUACACUCUUGUGUGCAUAUCAGGAGAGUGUGAUUGGAAAUUCAGGGCGUCAAGUGUCGGCUUUGAUUAUUGUCGGCCAAUUGUGGUGGUUGAUGGAAGCCACUUAAAAACACCAUACAAUGGAACAUUUGUCUCGGCAAGCACAUUAGACAGUGCAGGCAGCAUACUUCCCUUAGCAUAUGGUGUGAUUGAUUCUGAGAAUGACAGAUCAUGGACGUGGUUUUUUGAGCGUUUCAGAGAAUCAUAUGGAAUCAGAGGGAAUAUGUGUAUCGUAUCAGAUAGGCAUGAAAGUAUAAAUAAGGCUGUUUGUCGAAUUUAUCCAGAAGUUGCACAUUAUGCAUGUAUUUGGCAUUUGUGGGGUAAUGUAUGUAAAAAAUACAAGAAGAGCCAUGAUGUGCUGAGUCCUAUUUUUUAUUCCAUGGCAAAGGCGUACACGCAGGAUGAUUUCGAUGAGUUAAUGGGAAAGGUUCAAAAGGUAGAUAUGCGCGUGGCAGAGUACUUGGAAUCGGCUGGUAGAGACAAGUGGGCUAGAUUGUAUGCAUCUGUUAACCGAGGGUGGACAAUGGCUUCUAACAUAGCAGAGUGCAUUAACCGACAUCUUUUAGCAGCUAGAGAACUGCCUAUAUAUGACUUUCUCGAAGAAGUUAGAAGGAUGUUUGGGAGAUGGAAUUACAAUAACCGGAGAAAUGGAACAUACACGUUCACUACACUCGGUAAAAAGUUUCAGGAGAUGCUAUCAAUGAACAAGUAUCUAUGUCUACGAAUGACGGUAGAACCGUCAACCGAAUUCGUGUACACAGUACAUGAUGGAGGACGACGAUUCAUUCUUAAUUUGAAUAGCAAAACUUGCAGUUGUCGUAUGUUUCAACUAGAUGAAAUCCCCUGCUCGGAUGCAUGGGUUGUCAUUAAAAAGAAAAAUCUGGUUGCUGAGGAUUAUUGCUCUGAUUUGUUCAAACCGACGACCAUGUUGAAGACAUAUGAUGUACCUGUGGAUCCUCUACCCGACGAGCGUGAAUGGAACAUUCCCAAAAACAUCUUGGAGGAUGUGGUUUUCCCCCCAAGAUACAAGAGACCGCCUGGUAGGCCAAAGAAGAGGCGUGAUAAGCCUUUAAGUGAAUUGUUGUUUGGAAAGGGCAGACAUGCUUGCAGUACUUGUGGACAACUUGGGCACAACAGACGUUCAUGUAGUUUUGAGCCUCAGAGGAAGUGA